Molecule: messenger RNA, 1212 nt
Organism: Salvia miltiorrhiza (redroot sage)
Lineage: Eukaryota; Viridiplantae; Streptophyta; Magnoliopsida; Lamiales; Lamiaceae
Exons: 3
Coding region: 1-1212 (403 amino acids)
Molecular function (GO): nucleic acid binding
Source: RefSeq, a predicted model, not a curated record
AUGGCUAAAGAAAGGCCAAAGUUACAAGAUGAUCAAAGAAACAAAGUUGCCCAGUGGCUGUUAGAGCAUAGCAGUGAAGGCAACCUUCGCCAUGGAGCAAAAAAAGAGGCGGCACUUCACUUCAAAGUAAACUUGAAGACCAUUUGGAGGAUUUGGAGCCAAGUCUCCAAUCAAAGAGCAUCCGGUGUACCUGUCCAGGAGAAAAAACUGAAACCACAUACAAAUGCCAUAAAACCCUUCCUUACCACACAAAACAAGCUAUGUAGGCUGAGGUGGAGCCUUAAACAGCUCAGUGGGGUAAGUGAGGAUGGUUUUAUACCAUUCCAAAGUAUGUACAACACCAUCCACAUCGAUGAAAAAUGGUUCUAUCUUACCAAAACCAAUGAUAGAUACUACUUCAUGCCCGAUGAGGAAGAACCACAUAGGACAUGCAAAUCAAAAAGGCAUAUUGAAAAAAUCAUGUUUAUGUGUGCUGCUGCGAGGCCUAUCAUUGAUGAAGAUGGCACAGUCAUAUUCGAUGGAAAGUUAGGCAUUUAUCCUUUCAUAACCACAGAGCCAACACAAAGGAACUCGAAAAACAGAGUGAAAGGUACGCUGGAAGUUAAGGCAAUUGCAGCAAUCACUAAGCCCAUCAUUAGAGACUGCCUUAUAAAACAGAUGGUUCUUGACUUCAUGGCCAAGUGGCCGAAGACAUCAAGCAAGCACAUAUAUAUCCAACAAGAUAAUGCCAAACCACACAUUCAAGCAAAUGAUCCAGAGUUUCAAGCGGUUGCAAAUACUAAUGGAUUUAAAUUCCAAUUAGUAUGCCAGCCAGCUAAUUCACCGGAUACAAAUGUCAACGACCUCGGGUUUUUCAGAGCUAUUCAGAGCCUAAAAGAUCAAAAACCAGCCAAGAAUGUCGAGGAGUUACUAGAGAAUGUGAAAGCUGCGUACGAGGAAUACCCACCAGAGAAGCUCAACAAUGUUUUCCUAACCUUACAAGGCUGCUAUCAAGAGAUAAUCAAGUGUAAGGGUGGGAACAACUACAAGAUUCCACAUAUGAAUAAAGAAAGACUGUCCAGGCAGGGGAUGUUACCACGAUGUAUUCAAGUUGAAGAAUCACUUGUCAAGGAAGGUCUAGAGUUCCUACAGAUGGAAUCAAGUGAAGAAGGCGAAAUUUUAAGGCUUGAAGAUGUCAUAGAAGGGCUAAAUGAAGUGUUACUUAUAGACUAG